Adineta steineri is the source of this 2358-nucleotide messenger RNA. The record is from the annotation of a GenBank genome assembly. NCBI's taxonomy places the organism in Eukaryota, Metazoa, Rotifera, Eurotatoria, Adinetida, Adinetidae.
AUGCCACGUCUUAAUGCCAUUCUUCAUCCAAGUAUUGUUGAUUGUAGUACUCUCAAAGAAUUAACAUUACGUUGGCAACCUAUACGAUAUACAAAACGACCACAUAAACAAAUGAUGCAUCGAGCACGUGAUGAUAUAAAAGAAUCAAUUAAUGAACUUACUCAUUAUCGACAACAUAAUUUUUAUUUUGGUUAUCAUACUAUUCGAAAUCCACCUUAUGUACCUGCACCAGUUCUUUCUAAUCCACGUACUCAUCUUGUUUGGUUAAAAACUGAUUCUGAUGAAGUCAAUCAUAUAUAUGUGAUUAUAACCGAUGGAAAUCUUAAUAUUUUAAAAGAUCUAUAUGUUGAUAUGACUAAUAAAAGCAAUCAUUAUUCUUUAUUAGUUGGUUUUUUACAAAAAAAUAUUUUAGUUAAUCGAAGUUCUCCUAUUUGUGGUCAAUCUGUUUAUAUAGAUCGUGCAAGAAUACAACGUGUUGUACCAGAAUUUCUUACAUGUUGUCAUUAUCGAAGUAUUGAUGUAGAUGUUUUAAAUGUUCUUUGUCGAAGAUGGGCUAAGAAAGUCUACGAAAAUCGACCAAUAAUAUCAACUGAUUCGAAUAAUCUUAUAGCAGAACUUCAAGGAUCAAUUCAAUUGUUACAAUAUUAUCGUGCGAAUAUAUGUUGGAUGGCUUUACAUAAAUUAUCAAAACCGAAAACAUUUCAUGUUGAUUAUUGUGGUUGUACAGCAGCGGCAUUACUUUUAAAUGAUCAAAUAAUACGAGAUGCAAUUGAUGUUAUUCGUAAGGAAAAAACAAAACGUGAUUUUGUUAAAACAACAGUUACAAUAUCAAAAGAUGGUGUAAAAAUUAUUUAUAAUAAUGAACAAAAAUUUUCUACAAGUGUACCAUCAUCAAUGAUUGCUGGUUCAACUGUAGGUAAAUCAUCUUUACAUGAUACUGUUGGUGUUGUAUAUAUUUCACCAUUGACUGGUCAACAUUAUCCAGCAUUUGUUCAUGUUUAUCGAUGUGAUUCAUCACGUACUGCUCAAAAAUUUCUAUCUCGUUUACGUGCAUAUAUGCUUAUUGAAAGUCAUCGUCUUCAAAUUAUUCAAUUAGAACAACAUCUACUUAAUCGUAAAUUAUUAAAUAUAGAUCGUUUUAAUGCAGUUCAAACACAAAAAACUGAUACAGGUGUAUCUUCAUCAUCAGCAGCAAGUAGUGAUAGUCGACAAGAAAAUAUAAUUACUAAUCCAAUGAAAUCAAUAACAGAAGAAUUACAAAGAAAAAUUGAAUCAAAUGAACCUAUUCUAUUUCCACCUAAAGAUUAUGAUACAGUACAUGCUAAUCAUGGUAAUAUUCAACGAGCACAAGCAUGGAAAAGUACAGAGCCGACGAUUGUUGGUUAUACAACAGUUGAUCCAGAUGAUAAUAGAAUACGUCAACAUGUACAAGCAAAUUCUCAUUCAACUACUGAUGAUCAUAAAAACAAUCAUGUUCUUGAGAAUCGUAUUGCAAGACCACAGUUAUCUUCUCAUAAAAGUGAUGCUACAGUUGAUCCCGUAGAAACUGUUAGUAUUGCUUUUGAUUUUCUCAAAGAUGAAACAGAUUCAGUUUUUACUGAUCAUGAUGGUAACAUUGAACCUAUGGAAAAUCAACAACAAAAUAGACCACCUAUUUAUCGCUACCGACCACCACCGAUUACUGCUAUGAAUAAAAAAUUGUUUCCUCGAAAUAAUAAUUAUGAAUUAACAAGUAAUGUUUUACAAUCAAAUUCAUCGUCACGAAAUGAUGUAAAUACACAUCAUAACAAUAAUAAUAAUAAUAAUCAUUAUUCUUCUCAGUAUCACUUACAAAAUGGACAUAAAACUCCUUCUGAAACACGUUUAUAUCAUGAUCAACAACGUAAUAUGUAUCUCAGUCCUCAUUAUGAACAUCGUCUCGUAAAUGGUAGUGGUCUUCCAAUUACAACCAAUCCACUCUGGACAUCUACAUCAUCUCUCAUAGCCGGUUCUCAACCAAAUCUAUUAUCAUAUCAAAAUGGUGUUGAUUCUACACCUUUUCAUCGUCAAUCAAAUGCACAAAUGAAUGGACGACUACCUCCUACAAAUUUACAAAAUUCUCUUUAUUCGAGUUAUCCAGAUAAUCGAUCGGAAAUGUUGAUACCUAGACAAAAAUCAUCAAUACCAGCUCAACAACAACAACAACUUAAUAGAAAACAAAAAACACAAUCACAAUACUUUGAAACAAAUGAGUUUAUUUUAUGUUCAUCUGACGGUCAACCAUUGAGACAUUCACAAUAUCCUAAUCGACAUAUUACAAAAGAUUAUAGACCUCAUUCAAUGAAUGUGAAUGGUACUUCACUUGAUGUAUACUAUUGA